Eimeria mitis is the source of this 1746-nucleotide messenger RNA. RefSeq lists its product as uncharacterized. The transcript is spliced from 4 exons. The coding region runs from base 1 to 1746 and encodes 581 amino acids. NCBI's taxonomy places the organism in Eukaryota, Apicomplexa, Conoidasida, Eucoccidiorida, Eimeriidae. The record is from RefSeq and is a predicted model, not a curated record.
AUGCAGCAAAUCUAUUGGGGGUUUCCUUCUUUCCUGCUGCAGCAAACUCACAAACCACAAACAGCAGCAGGUGUAGGAGGUCUGCAUCGCCAAGCAGCAGCAGCAGCAGCAACAGCAGCAACAGCAGCAGCUACAAGAUGCGCUAGCAGCAGCAGCAGCAGCAGCAGGGGGAUCGCCCCUGCUGUGUCGCUGCAGCAGCAGCAGCAGCAGCAGCAGCAGCAGCUAGCUGUGCACCUGCGAUGGAGGCGACCAACAGCAGCAGCCGCAGCAGCAGCAGCAGCAUUAGUAGCACCGCUAGGAUCAGCAGCAGCAUUCACAGCAGCACUAUCACCACCACCACCACCACCACCACCACCAACAGCAGCAGCAGGAGCAGCAGCAGCAGCAGCAGCAGCAGCAGGAGGCUCACAGCAGCAAGCUGUUGUUGCUGCUGCGCUGCAGCACGUCCUGCUGCUGCGGCAGUCUCAGAAAGCAGCAGCAGCAAAUGCAGCAGCAACAGCAGCAGCAGCAGCUACUGGAACAGCAGCACCUGCAGCAGCAACAGCAGCAGCUGCUGCAGCACUAUGGGAGAUAGACAAAAAGCUAUACUCCCUGCUGCAGCAGCAGCAGCAACCGCUGCAGCAGCAGCAGCAGCAGCAGCAGCAGCAGCAGCAGCAGCAACUAACUGCACCCGAAGCUGCAAGACAAGAGCUCCUAAGGCCCAUCCUUAAGUCCUGGCAAGCAGCAGCAGCAGCAGCAGCAGCAGCAGCAGCAGCAGCAGCAGCAGCAACAGCAACACCAGCAGCAGCAGCAACAACAGCAGCAGCAGGAGAUCCAGAGGCACAAGGAGCAGCAACACCACCAGCAGCAGCAGCAACACCAGCAGCAGCAGCAGCAGCAGCAGCAACACCAGCAGCAGCAGCAACACCAGCAGCAGCAGCAGCAGCAGCAGCAGCAAGUGUAUCUUGUUUUCUGUCUCCUCAGCAGCUGCAGCGGCUUCGGGUGUAUGCGGAGGUGGGGCGUUUGCUGCUGCUGCUGGUAGCAGCAAAAGGGCAGCAGUUUGGGGUGUAUGCGCAGCUAGCAGCACUGAAGGAGAUGCAGAUAAGAGGAGAGUUGCUGCUGCUGCUGCAGCAGCAACACCACCUGAUGCAGCAGCAGCAGCAGCAGCAGCAGCAGCAGAUGCUGCAGCAGCAGAGCUCAGGAGGAGAAAGAACGACAGCAGCAGCAGCAGCAGCAGCAGCAGCAGGAGUAGCAGCAGCAGAACCCCCCGAAUCAAUCGCAGCAGCAGCAGCAGCAUCAACUGCAGCAGCAGCAGCAGCAACAGCAACAGCAGCAGCAGCAGCAGCAGCAGAAUCUCUUCUUCGUAUUGAUCCUUAUCUUGCUGCUAGGCUGCUGCAGCAGCUGCAGCAGAAGAGCAGCAAAUGCAGCAGCAACAUUAUUAGCCGUUGUGUGCAUGCAGCAACAGACCCUGUGCUGCUGCAUCUCGUUUCUGCUGCUGCUGCUGCUCCUGCUGCUGCUGCUGCUGCUCGUGCUGCUGCUGCUCCUGCUGCUGCUGCUCCUGCUGCUGCUGCUAGUGCUGCUGCUGCUGCUGCUGCUGCUGCUGCUGCUUCGGGAGCAGACUUAUCAUAUGCAGCAGCAGAUGAAGAAGCAGCAGCAGCAGUAGGAGCAGCAGCAAGAGAAGCAGCAGCAGCAGCACGUGCAUGCGUUCUAUCAGCAGCAAAAACAUUAUUAUUAAGUAUAGAAGGAAGAAAGCAGCAGCAGCAGUAG